Messenger RNA from Fraxinus pennsylvanica, 1020 nucleotides. The record is from the annotation of a GenBank genome assembly. Lineage: Eukaryota; Viridiplantae; Streptophyta; Magnoliopsida; Lamiales; Oleaceae.
AUGGCUGCGCCACCGUCAUCUCCGGAGCUUCCCUGGAGGACGCGCAUCCAGUUAUCCAUCAUCAGUAAAUUCAACGAUGCCUCUCGCCGCCGUGACGGUACUGUUAACCGCCGCCUCCUCAGGUUCUUCGAAUCCGUUAUCAGAACGCCGGCCAACUCCAAUCCUAUCAAAGGCGUCUGGACUUCCGACAUCACUAUCGACUCCUCUCGCAACCUUUGGUUCCGCCUCUUCGUACCCACACAAUUUACUGGACGUGGUGACUCUCAGUUGCCCGUUGUCGUCUUCUUUCACGGGGGCGGUUUCGUCUAUCUCAGCCCGGAUGUGAAGUCCUACGACAUCGUCUGCCGCCGUUUCGCUUGCAAGUUCCCUGCCGUCGUAGUCUCCGUCAACUACCGGCUGGCUCCGGAACACCGUUACCCGGCUCAGUACGAGGACGGGUUUGAUGUUCUGAAGUUUCUUGUCGGCGAGAAGAGCUUAUUGCCGGAGAACGCCGAUCUGUCGCGUUGUUUCUUAGCCGGAGAUAGUGCCGGAGCAAAUCUGGCCCAUCACGUGGCUAAACGGGCAUGUGAGUCCAAAUUUAAGGACAUCAAGAUAAUAGGACUGAUGGCUAUACAACCAUUUUUUGGAGGCGAGGAGCGUACCGAGGCUGAGAUUGAAUUAGCAGGGGUCGAUCUACUCGUAUCAGUGAGUCGAACGGAUUGGAUGUGGAAUGCAUUUAUGCCGGAAGGGGAAGGAAUGAACAGAGACCAUGAGGUUAUCAACGUGAGUGGGAAGAAUGCAGCCAACAUUUCUGUAUUGGAUUUUCCGGCCACAUUGGUGGUGGUGGCUGGCUUCGAUUCUCUCAAAGACUGGCAACGAAGGUACUACGAGUGGCUAAAGAACAACGGGAAAGAAGCCUAUCUGGUGGAGUACCCAAACAUGAUCCAUGCCUUUUAUGUUUUUCCUGAACUUCCUGAAUCUGGUGAUCUAAUCUCUCAACUCAGAGACUUUAUUCACAACCAGUGUCAAAAAAUUAAUUAA